Molecule: messenger RNA, 1875 nt
Organism: Pieris macdunnoughi
Lineage: Eukaryota; Metazoa; Arthropoda; Insecta; Lepidoptera; Pieridae
Source: the annotation of a GenBank genome assembly
AUGGCGUCUCCGUCCAAGCAUAGAAUGAAGAGGCAAUCAUGGUAUAUUCGGCUUAUGCACAAGAGAUUGCCUAUAACGAAAUGGCUGCCUGAAUAUAAUUCCCAGAAAGCCCUGGCUGACAUUAUUGCCGGUAUUACAGUGGGACUAACAGUAAUUCCACAGGCUCUAGCUUAUGCGACGCUGGCUGGAUUACCACCUCAGUAUGGCCUCUAUUCAUCGUUUGUGGGUUGCUUCAUGUAUAUUGUGUUCGGUUCCUGCAAAGAUAUAACCCUGGGACCAACUGCAUUACUUGCUCUAAUGACGUAUGAACAGAUACAAGGUCGCAACUUCGAUUAUGCCGUCCUACUGUGCUUCCUUACUGGCAUUGUACAACUCAUCAUGGGAUUAUUACAUCUAGGUGUUUUAAUAGAUUUCAUCUCUGUGCCCGUAACGGUUGGUUUCACAUCGGCGACUUCAGUAAUAAUAGCCGUGUCACAACUCAAGGGCUUGUUAGGUCUACAGUUCAAGUCCAGAGGAUUCAUAGAUACGGUUAAGAAGGUGAUUGUGAACAUUCCAAACGCGAAACUAGCUGACAGCCUUCUGGGGCUGACUUGUAUAGUCAUACUACUUUUAAUGAGAAAAAUCAAGGAUCUAGACUUGCCUCCUCAUAGAAGAGGCCUCAAAAGAGCCGUAUGGCUGUUCUCUACGUCGAGGAAUGCGAUAGUCGUCCUAGUCUGCUCGAUAAUGGCAUUUAUAUGGGAAAAGAAUUCAGAAUCACCAUUCAAACUCACCGGCACUGUUAAAGAAGGUCUACCGCCACUCAGUCUACCCCCAUUUGGCACAGUGGUGGAUGGGAAGAAUGUGACCUUGCUGGAGAUGUGUGCGGAUCUGGGCUCAUCCAUUGUUCUCGUUCCCAUCAUUGGAGUGCUGGGGAAUGUCGCUAUCGCUAAAGCUUUUGCAAGCGGUGAAUCGGUCGACGCGACGCAGGAGUUGAUAACGCUCUCGUUCGCGAACAUUCUCGGAUCGUUCCUUAGUGCGAUGCCGAUCACUGGAUCAUUCUCCCGUAGCGCUGUCAACCACGCCAGUGGAGUCGCUACACAAUUUGGAAGUCUUUACACAGGUAUAUUGGUGCUACUAGCUCUAAGUCUUCUAACUCCAUACUUCUAUUUCAUUCCAAAGGCGUCGCUGGCUGCCGUCAUCAUUUGCGCUGUGAUAUUUAUGAUUGAGUAUGAGGUAGUGAAGCCAAUGUGGCGUUCGCGUCGAGCGGACUUGGUGCCCGCGUUUGCGACGUUCGCACUUUGCCUUGUAGUGGGUGUGGAGUUGGGGAUCGUAGCUGGGGUUCUACUCAAUGUGAUACUGCUCCUCUACCCCAGUGCCAGGCCGCAGUUGGAAGCUGAAAUCGUUACGAAUCACUACGGCCUGAAUUACCUGCUAAUAACGGUCGGUAACAGCCUCUACUUCCCAGGCGUGGAGUACAUUCGUCAGUAUGUAACGAGAGCUGCGAGCAAACAGUCCGGGAACGUGCCCGUUGUUAUCGACUGCAGAUACGUAUUGGGGGCUGACUUCACAGCUGCCAAAGGGCUGUGUGCGUUAUCAAACUCGCUAUCUGCCCGUGGCCAGCCAUUGCUGCUACUUUCGCCUCGAGCCAGUGUCGCCUCAGUGUUUAGUGGGGCGGGGUCUAGCGUGCUCGUAGUACUUAACGCUAACGAACUGGAUGUUACACUACAAGAAAUAACAGGGCAAAUUGCCCUUUCCGUAAACCCAGAUGAGCCAAAACGUCCAUACACGUCAUUAAAGCAAGAUGAAUCACUAGAAGUCAUCGUAGCUGAGGAAAACGCAUCGCCAUUACUGACCACAGUACAUAGAAAGAAAAUCAGUGAGGUAGACGAUACAUAA